AUGCGCCCGCCGAGGACCACAACCGCAAGCUCACCCUCCUCCUUCGCGGUCGCGGCGACAACCACCACAGUCAUGGCCACCUCCGACCUCCCGUCCCUGCCAUCCCCGCCAGCCUGGCUCCUCCCGUUCGCGAUCAUCACCUUCAUCGUCGCGAUGACAGCCGCCGUCCUCGUCUACCACUUCACCUUCCACCGCGGUCUCGACAUCGAGCCGGAGCCGCCCGCGCGCUCGCCCAGUGUCGUCCACGCAACCGCCACCGCACCCGCUCAAGCAUACCUAUUUUCUGAAUCACUCCACCUCCACGCCAACGACAACCACCGCAGCGCAACCGGAUCGGGCCGCCUGCCGCUCCGCGAGGCCACGACUGGAAUUUUCGAUAAUAACGGCAACUGGGAGAUGAAUGGCAGCAGCAGCAGCAUCAAGGCCCGCAAAUACAAGACGCCGAAGAGCCGCAUCCAGAAGAUCUGGGAGGCGCGCAUGAGGGCGAAGGCGAAGCGCGACGCGGAGGCCAUGACGGCGGCGGCGGCGGCGGCCGGAAACUACAAGUUUGCCCGCGACAGGGACGAUUACGUGAGUCGGUUCGUCGACGAGCAGGCACGGCUGCUGCCACAGACGCCGGAUCGGUGGGGUAUCGAUGAGGGGGGUCGAGGCGGAUCGGCGGUUGAGAUGAGGCUUCGGGGAAGGAGGCAGCAGGCUAAUGAGGUGGCGACGACCCAUGCGAGGCGAGGCGGAAGGAAGAGGAGGCUGGAGGGGGACUUUGUGCCGACGCCGAAUCAGGAACCUAGGUUGGCCUAUGGUGGGGAUGGCAAGAGGGACAUGAUGACGGACGAGGGCGAAGACGGAGGACGUAAUGGCCUCCUGGAGAAGCUGAACUCGUUGUUUGAGCGAUUGGUGGGAUAUUAUGAAGAUGAUGGUGGUGAGGAGGAGCUGGUGUUUCCGAUUACAGAAGAGGAGAGGGGUGGCGAGAGGGUUGGUUGGGAGUAA
Molecule: messenger RNA, 984 nt
Organism: Lasiodiplodia theobromae
Lineage: Eukaryota; Fungi; Ascomycota; Dothideomycetes; Botryosphaeriales; Botryosphaeriaceae
Exons: 1
Coding region: 1-984 (327 amino acids)
Source: RefSeq, a predicted model, not a curated record